Rotaria sordida is the source of this 1098-nucleotide messenger RNA. The record is from the annotation of a GenBank genome assembly. NCBI's taxonomy places the organism in Eukaryota, Metazoa, Rotifera, Eurotatoria, Philodinida, Philodinidae.
AUGAAUGAUCAAAUAUUAGAGAAAUCAUCAACAAAACCAGAAAUUAAUUUAACUUUUCCUGAACAAUAUUUUAUUCCAAGAUUGCCAAAUGCCUUGCUUGAAGAUAUAGAAGCGGGUACAAUUCAUAAGUUUGCAUCACAUUAUACUAAUCGUCAAGUACUUAUUGAUACAAUAGCUCAUGAUUUAAUAAACAAUUUCCAUUUCCUUUAUCCGACUCGUAAACAAUUUGAUGGCAUAGGUAUAGCUAUUGUUCGUAAAUUAAAGUUGCCAUUAACAAAAGACAAUGUUGGAACUUGGAAAGAUGCUAUUCAAAAUAAACUCAAAAGAAAACGUUUUGAACAUCGAGAAAAUGAAGAAGUAAAAGCUUAUCAGUCGAAAUAUUCAAGAUUUGGAUCUGGACGUCCAGUCAAAAAAAUGAUUGGUGAAGUUGCUGAACGAGAUCGACAAAAACAAAUAAUAUUAGUAACUUACGAUGAUGAUACAUUAACUGUUAUUCAAAAUAAAGCCAAAAAGUUACGUGAUGAUCCUCAACUUGAUCUUAAUAUUCGACUUCAAUUAUGGAAAGAAACUCUUCAUGUUAGACGUAGAGCUAUUCGUAAUCAAACAACAUCAGAAAUUCUUGAAGAAUUUCCUGGAUAUAAAGAUCCAGUGUUGUCACCAUCAAGCCCAUAUCCAAUGGUGUUUGCUGAUAAUACAAUCACUGUAUAUACAGAUUUUCUUUCAAUCGUUUCAGCAACAUCACCUGAUGGUGCUUUAGCACUUCUAUUAGCAAUGUAUGUCGUGUUCGAACUGAAUUUUCCUAAAAAUGGUCGAGCAAUACGAUUUUUGUAUUCAAUCAUGUUGGGUGAUACUAGAUACCUGUCGAAUAAAAUGCGUACUCUAAUCAAGGAAAAGAAUAUUGAAAUCUAUACUGAACAAAAUCGAAAAAUCUAUGAAAGUACAUGUUCGGUUUCAAAUAGUCACUCAGCCGUUAGUAAUGAUACUCAAUCUUUAUCACAAGCUAGUUCUAAUUUAUCAUCUACUCCACUUGAAGAUCUUUAUCAAUUACACAAUAAUAAUAAUUUAAAAAUGAAUACUACUAUUGCAUCUGCAGACUAA